AUGACCAAUUCUGAGAGCCACUCUGGCAAGAACCAGACCAUCUCUGAUGUCUUCAUCCUGGUGGGGUUUUCCUACCUUGGUGAGCUGCAAAUCCUUCUGUUUCUGGUAUUUCUGGUCACCUACCUACUCGCACUGAUGGGGAACCUGUUCAUUAUCCUCCUGGUAAAGCUCAACCCCUCCCUUCAUACCCCCAUGUAUUUCUUCCUGGUGAACCUGUCUGCCUUGGAAAUCUGCUACACCACUAGUGUGGUCCCUCAGCUGCUGGUUCACCUGCUGGUGGAGGAAAAGACCAUCUCCCUCACAGGCUGCACUGCUCAGAUAUAUAUCUGCACCAUCACUGGCCUCACAAUAUUCUGUCUCCUAGCGGCCAUGGCUUACGACCGGUAUGUGGCCAUAUGUCGCCCCUUGCACUACACAACCAUCAUGAGUGGCCAGGUGUGUGUGCUGCUUGUGGGUGCUUCAUGGGUCAUCGGCAUCUCAGUGGCAGUAGCUCAGACCACAUGGCUCUUGAGCCAGCCCUUGUGUGGUUCCAACCGCAUCCUCCAUUAUUUCUGCUAUAUCCAACCGUUGCAGAAGAAGCUUUGCACAGACACAUGGAAGAACAUGAUCUUUGGCUUGUCCGUGCUGGUGCUGUGCGUUAUGGGCCCUUUUCUACUGAUAGUCCUGUCCUACAUCUGCAUUAUCUCCACCAUCCUCAAGCUGCCAUCAGCAGAGGGGAGGCAUAAAGCCUUCUCCAUCUGCUCCUCCCACCUCACAGUGGUGAUUUUUCUCUAUGGAGCAGCCUUCUUGAGUUACCUGAGACCCAAGUCAAGCUCCACCCCCGAGAGUGAUCAAAUGAUUUCCAUCAUAUACACAAUUGUGACACCUGUGUUCAACCCCAUAAUAUACAGUCUGAGGAACAAAGAGGUGAAGGGAGCCUUUCGAAACACCAUCGGGAAGGCCAUCUCCUCAUGCAGCCAGAGAUAUUAG
Pelodiscus sinensis (Chinese soft-shelled turtle) is the source of this 969-nucleotide messenger RNA. The record is from RefSeq and is a predicted model, not a curated record. NCBI's taxonomy places the organism in Eukaryota, Metazoa, Chordata, Testudines, Trionychidae.